UAAGAGUCAUCCAAAAUAUCAAUUUUAUAGAUAAAAUAUGGUCGGUUGGUUCUCUAGUAAAUACAUUUCUGCCACCUUGAGAUCCGUGCCAAUACUCAUUUCCAUCACUAUUACUUUAAUGGCUGCUCAUUAAUUCUUGCUUUUUCUACCAACUCCUCUAGCUCCAGAAACCACAACAGACACAAAAAUGGGAACCACUUUUACAACAAAGCCUAACCUUGAUUCAUUGAAUGAUCGCAAAAAAUUUGAUGAAACCAAAGCUGGUGUCAAAGGACUUGUUGAUACAGGUAUUAACAAGAUCCCAAGCCUAUUCCAUCACAAACCUGACAAAUAUCAGAAAUCCAACAACAAAAACCAUGUUAUUCCUGUCAUAGACCUUGUAGAUGUUGAUAAUAUUAAAGAUCCAACUAUUCACCAAGGUAUUGUUGACAGAAUCAAAGAAGCAUGUGAAACUUGUGGUUUUUUUCAGGUUGUUAAUCAUGGAAUUCCUUUGACUGUUCUUGAAGAAAUGAAAGAUGGUGUCAAGAGGUUUCAUGAGCAAGAUAUUGAAGUCAAAAAAGGUUUCUAUACAAGAGAUCAGAAUAAGUCAUUUAUUUAUAAUAGCAACUUUGAUAUCUAUAGUUCACCAGCACUCAAUUGGAGAGAUACUUUUAAGUGUUACUUGGCUCCUGAUACUCCCAAACCACAAGAUUUGCCUGUAGUCUGCAGAGAUAUACUACUUGAAUAUGGGAAGCAUAUGAUGAAAUUAGGGACUCUACUGUUUGAACUAUUAUCUGAGGGUUUAGGUUUAAAUCGAAACCAUUUGAAUGAUAUGGAAUGUGCUAAAGGAAUAAUUGCUCUUUGCCAUUACUAUCCACCAUGUCCUCAACCAGAAUUAACUAUUGGAACACCAAAACAUUCUGAUAAUGAUUUUUUCACGGUGCUUCUACAAGACAAUAUUGGUGGCCUUCAAGUUCUUUAUCAAGAUAAUUGGAUUGAUGUAAAACCUGUGCCCGGAGCUCUCAUAGUUAAUAUUGGAGAUCUUAUGCAGCUUAUAACAAAUGACAGAUUCAAGAGUGUUGAACAUAGAGUACUUGCGAAUCGUGUUGGUCCAAGAGUAUCUGUUGCAUGUUUUUUCCAAACAGGUUAUAGGUCAUCCUCAAAAGUCUAUGGACCUAUUAAGGAGCUUUUAUCAGAAUACAAUCCUCCCAAAUACAGAGAGACCACAGUUGCUGAAUAUGCAGCAUACUAUGAUACAAAAGGACUAGAUGGUGUUUCUGCUCUUACACAUUACAAGAUUUGAAUCACAGAAUGUGCAGCUUGUAAAAAACGAAUUGCGGAAUGUUCUGUAACUUUUUUAAUACUCACAGAAGUUUGCUUUUUCUUAGCAUGUUAGUAUAAUUCCAUUCCAGUAUUUAAAAUCACUUUUGGGACUUUAA
Molecule: messenger RNA, 1418 nt
Organism: Vicia villosa (hairy vetch)
Lineage: Eukaryota; Viridiplantae; Streptophyta; Magnoliopsida; Fabales; Fabaceae
Product: 1-aminocyclopropane-1-carboxylate oxidase homolog 12-like
Exons: 3
Coding region: 188-1282 (364 amino acids)
Source: RefSeq, a predicted model, not a curated record